Podospora bellae-mahoneyi is the source of this 314-nucleotide messenger RNA. RefSeq lists its product as uncharacterized. Lineage: Eukaryota; Fungi; Ascomycota; Sordariomycetes; Sordariales; Podosporaceae. The transcript has 2 exons. The coding region runs from base 111 to 314 and encodes 67 amino acids. The record is from RefSeq and is a predicted model, not a curated record.
CUUGGACCACCUGCGUCACUGCCAAAAUUUCGAUUCCACAUCCCCGGACACGGCAAUUCCACCAGCGCCCGUCACUCUCUCAACAACAACCACACAUCACCACCGCCAAAAUGAACCGUCAAUACAUCGGUAUGGGUGGCCAGGGCCCCGUCCCCCGCCGCGCGAAGAAGGGCUCCAUGAACCCAUUUACCAUUGCCACCAACGCUCUCUUCUACUCUGAGAAUGCCGAGAUCACCCGCAGCAUCACCAUCUUUGGUCUCGCUGUUGCUUUUUUGAGCACUGGCUUUGGUGAGGCCUUCCUUGUUCCCGCUUAA